Messenger RNA from Aphanomyces invadans, 673 nucleotides. RefSeq lists its product as hypothetical. The transcript has 2 exons. The coding region runs from base 32 to 517 and encodes 161 amino acids. The record is from RefSeq and is a predicted model, not a curated record. NCBI's taxonomy places the organism in Eukaryota, Oomycota, Saprolegniomycetes, Saprolegniales, Verrucalvaceae.
GCGAUCUUUCACAACCCAACGGGCGCGUACCAUGACCGACGCCGCAGUACCGCUCAUCGAGCCCGGUGUGGACAGCAAUGGAAUCAAGACUGGGGACUGGAAAGCUUCAAUCUUUGGCUGCUGUGACACGUUUGUGCCCAAUGCCCUGAUGACAUUCGUGUGUCCGUGUGUGACGCUAUCUCAAGUCCUGGCGCGCCUUGGGUCGUUGAAAUACACAACUGCCCUCAUGACGACGUACGCCCUCGCAGUAUUCUUCGUUGUAGCUGGCUGGUUGAACCGUCGGUGGAUCAAUGGGAUCGCGGCCGUUCUCGCAAUUGGCCUUGUCAUUUUCAAGUGGAACUUGCGCAUGAACAUCCGUAGGAUGUUUGCAAUCCCUGGUGCGUGGUGGGAAGAUGCUCUGUGCACCGUCUUUUGUAGCUGCUGCUCGUUGGCUCAAAUCGCGACCCACGUCGAAAGUUACAACCCUGGAGCGUGCUCGUUCGAGGCCAAGGCGACGCUCCAAGGCUAUCGUCUUUAAUCCUGUACCAAUCGCCAUGUCGUUGCAAUCGUGACCGUGUGCCUUCUCCGCCGUGACCAAGCAUACGUAUUGGGGACCGUUCUCGGUUUUUGAUUUCGCUCACGCUUCAAGACCGGAGCAGGUAGUUCUUAAAGUCAACGAAUCCUUUUGUGUGUA